AAGAAUCAAAGCAGCUGGAUGACACAACUCAAAAGUAGUUAAAUUUCUCAAAUUCUUUUAAUAGUUUCCACAUCUCAAAGUAAGGAACAAACAAAAACCUCUUGUCUAACCUAAGUCCUACAUUUUGAAAAAACACCCUUUUCCUUUCCCAUUAUCAAAUCUUUCUCCAUCUCCAUAUUCUCUAUUCCAUGGCUCUAAGCAACAAAGCCAUAGGUGCCAUAAACUUCAUCGCAAUCCUCCUUUCGAUCCCCAUCAUAGGCUCGGGUAUCUGGCUAGCCACCGAACCCGACAACUCGUGCAUAAAACUCCUCCAAUGGCCUGUCAUCAUCUUAGGAAUCUUGAUCCUCAUUGUAGCCCUAGCCGGUUUCAUAGGAGCCGUAUGGCGCGUUGCGUGGUUGCUCAUCUUCUAUCUUGUUGCAAUGCUUGUAAUGAUUGUUUUACUUGCAUGUCUUGUCAUCUUUAUCUACAUGGUCACAAUGCGAGGCUCGGGCCACGCAGAACCUAGCCGAGCUUACUUGGAGUACAAACUUGAGGACUACUCGGGAUGGCUUCGUCAAAGAGUUCAAAUGCCAUGGAAGUGGGAUCGAAUCAAAGGAUGCCUUAGAUCGUCGAGUAUGUGCCCCGAGCUAAAACAAAGUUAUAGUAUGGCUCAAGAUUUCUUUAACGUGCACCUUUCUCCUUUACAGUCAGGAUGUUGUAAGCCACCUACGCAAUGUGGGUAUACUUUUGUUAACCCUACUUAUUGGAUAAGUCCUAUAAACAUUGCGGCCGACAUGGAUUGUUUAAAAUGGGACAACGAUGAAACAAAGCUAUGUUACGAGUGUGACUCGUGCAAGGCGGGGUUAUUGGCUAAUAUCGAACGCGAAUGGCGAUAUGCCGACAUUAUUCUAUUAAUCACACUCAUUGCUCUCAUUUGUGUAUAUGUUGUGGGCUGCUGCGCUUAUAGGAAGGCUAAGACCGAUAAGCUCUUUAGUGAUUAUCAGCAUGGUUAUACAUGAUUUGAAAUAUUAAUAUUAAUUAAUGCUCAUAUAUUAUAAUAUCAUGAGUAAUGAAUUAUGAAAGACUGUGAGAAGUUUGAAUAUUUGGGGUUUUGAAGAAAAAAAGUGAAUGUGGUGGUGGGUCUUACGUGAUUUACGCGUCUGCAGCACCGAAAGUAAAUUAUGUCUCGAAUUUGAUGCAGUCUUUUGUCAUUUUUAUAAAUUUGAA
Molecule: messenger RNA, 1206 nt
Organism: Impatiens glandulifera
Lineage: Eukaryota; Viridiplantae; Streptophyta; Magnoliopsida; Ericales; Balsaminaceae
Product: protein TORNADO 2-like
Exons: 2
Coding region: 189-998 (269 amino acids)
Biological process (GO): auxin-activated signaling pathway
Cellular component (GO): plasmodesma; plasma membrane
Source: RefSeq, a predicted model, not a curated record